Molecule: messenger RNA, 902 nt
Organism: Phoenix dactylifera (date palm)
Lineage: Eukaryota; Viridiplantae; Streptophyta; Magnoliopsida; Arecales; Arecaceae
Product: ATP synthase subunit d, mitochondrial
Biological process (GO): proton motive force-driven ATP synthesis
Molecular function (GO): proton transmembrane transporter activity
Source: RefSeq, a predicted model, not a curated record
UUAGCCGCAUUCAUUCCCUUGCCAUGUCCUCGGGCUCCCCCUGCCCUCAAGAUUGGAAGAAGCGAUCGCGGAAGCGGAGAAGGAACGCCGCCUUCCCCACUAAAACAAGAGGAAGCGAGGAUGAGCGGGAGCGGGACGAAGAAGGUGGUGGAGACGGCCGCGAAGGCCACCAAGUCGAUCGAUUGGGAGGGCAUGGCGAAGCUUCUCGUCUCCGAGGAGGCCCGCAAGGAGUUCGCCAACCUCCGCCGCGCCUUCGACGAGGUCAACCACUCCCUACAGACCAAGUUCAGCCAGGAACCUGAACCCAUCGACUGGGAAUAUUAUAGAAAAGGAAUUGGAUCUCGCUUGGUGGAUAUGUAUAAAGAGGCUUAUGAGAGCAUAGAGAUCCCCAAGUAUGUUGACACUGUGACUCCAGAAUACAAGCCCAAGUUUGAUGCUUUGUUGGUGGAGUUGAAAGAAGCAGAACAGAAAUCUCUGAAGGAGUCAGAAAGGUUGGAGAAGGAAAUUGUUGAGGUUCAAGAGAUGAAGAAGAAGAUUAGCACCAUGACGGCUGAUGAGUAUUUCGAGAAGCACCCUGAGCUCAAGAAGAAGUUUGAUGAUGAAAUCCGUAAUGACAACUGGGGAUACUGAACAACAAAGAUCAUUUAGCUGAUCAAUGCUUUCUUGCGACUGGCAAUUAAAUAAUGUGGUUUUUCCUUGUACUUUGGAAGCUACCAAUAUUUGCUGGUGCUUUGUUUAAAUUUAUCAUUGCUGAGGGUCGGAACUUGGUGUUAUCAUCUGUUUACACCACUCCCUGUUCUGUUGGGGCUUAGUUUUGCUUCUGAAAUUCAAGCCAAUGAUUCCUGCUCCAUGGGCUCUUUUGGUCUAAUAGGCUUAUCUGCAUAGUUGCAUCCUUUCCUGUA